AUGUGGCCUAAUUGGUUCGUUUCAUUAACGCUGCUGAGCAGUGCAACCUUUCCAACGGAAAGGCUUCUUCGCGACAGAGGGAACACAACUUCCCGCAAUGCGGAAUUCAGCGUUGAGGAAGUUCUACUUUUAAAUCGCCGCUUCGUGGACUAUCUUGCAGUCAUCGACGAUGCAACCGCGGAGGAGUCCGCCGAACCGCAAUGUGUGAAUGCAAUGCGGCAACUGGCUGCGGCCUAUCUGGACCGCGAUCGUCUCGGAUUGCAGUGGUUCGAUUCUUGGGGAAAGAUUCCUUCGGGACUGUACCAUCAGAACGGAUACGCAUUAGGCAAUGUUGAUCAAUGUCGUGAUAUCGAACCUGUUCGAAUGCAGCACUGUACUUUUAUUGGAGCAUUUCCAAGCGACAUGGAUCCAUUGAUUUCCGGGCUUUGUGUCCCUCAUAUGUGCACCCCAGAUUUUGUGCAGCUGUUGUACGCAGGUUUUCUUAACACACAGGGUGCUAUACUUGUACCGAUGGUUACGCAGGAACUAUUGUGCAUAAGAGACGAGGAAGUUUUGUAUGAUGGAGCACUGAUUACAGCAAUUGUACUGUGCUCCAUCAUAGCACUUUGCGUAUUAGGUAGCACGUCGUAUGAACUCAUAAUGGAAUUGAUGAAGCGGGACGCCAAUCCGUUAUACAAGUCUUUUUCAUUGCUAGGAAACUUACGAAGCAUACUUCAAUUAGUUCCACGAGCCAAAAAUUCUCAGCAGAAGUCGAGCAUGAUUGAGUGUGCACACGGUAUUCGGGCGCUAUCCAUGAUCUGGAUCAUAUUAGUUCAUAUCCACGAACUCUUGUUUGUAGUUUUGUGGGAAAACAAUCCAACUUUGUGGAAGUAUAUUGGGGGUUUUGUACCUUCAGUUCUACAUUUCACUGGUUAUCUGGCAGUGGAUACGUUCCUUGUACUCAGUGGAAUGCUGGUAGCGAUGAGUAUGCUUCGAGAACUAGACAAAAAAGGAAAAAUCAAUCCAUUGAUGCUGUAUUUGCAUCGAUAUAUCAGAAUAACGGCUCCAUACGCGGCCAUGAUUUUAUUCGUCGUAUCCUUUGCAAAAUAUAUGGGCGAAGGUGUAUUAUGGAAGGUUCAUAUGGAAGGUUUCAAGGAAUCUUGCAUGACCAACUGGUGGGCCGCACUGCUACAUGUUCAGAACUAUGUCUACCCGAACAGCAUGUGUUUGACGUGGACGUGGUACCUUUCCGUCGAUAUGCAGCUGUACAUCAUCGCUCCGGCCUUGAUUUACCCAGUGUGGCGAUAUGGAAAGCGGGCUCUUGCGGCCACUAUAGGUCUCGCAGUGCUAUCGAUGGCAUGUGUUUUGGCCACAUUCCUAGUCAACGAAUACCGUAUGAGUCCUUUCGCACCGGCAAACGACAGUCGAAGAUAUGCGCUGACAUACUAUCCGACACAUGCACGCAUGGCCGUUUGGCUGUGGGGUAUUGUGUUUGGAUAUUUUCUGCACAAGACUAGCUUAACUGGAGUCAACCUGCCUAAGCGCUAUUGGACCAUCGGCUGGGCGACAUGUUUCGCGUUGCUUGCCCUUAUUGUGUUCGGCAACUAUCAGAUCUACGCUACCGACGCCGGAGAGUUUUCUCAUGUGAUUGAUGCGUUCUUCGAACCGCUGUCCCGUUCGGUUUUCUGCUGCUGCGUCAUGUGGAUAAUCAUGGCAUGUGUGAACGGCAAAGGUGGUCUAUUAGAUGAGUUCCUUGGAGCACCAGCUUGGCAGCCGCUAUCUCGACUAUCGUUCACCAUGUAUCUCCUGCAUGUAUUACUACUGAUGAUGGCGUCAGUGGCGCCAGCUAAAUCGGGUUCACAUUUCAGUGUGAUUAAUCUAUUCUACUGGAUAUGGGGGACGAUUGGGCUGACGACGAGUGUGACCCUAUUUUGGAGUGCCAUUUUUGAGCUCCCGUUUGUGACCCUCUCAAAAAUACUUUUAAGGAGUUGAAUUUGAAUACAAAUAUACUUGCGUAACUGCUCA
Molecule: messenger RNA, 2004 nt
Organism: Armigeres subalbatus
Lineage: Eukaryota; Metazoa; Arthropoda; Insecta; Diptera; Culicidae
Product: nose resistant to fluoxetine protein 6-like
Exons: 4
Coding region: 1-1971 (656 amino acids)
Molecular function (GO): acyltransferase activity, transferring groups other than amino-acyl groups
Source: RefSeq, a predicted model, not a curated record